Messenger RNA from Lachancea thermotolerans CBS 6340, 1218 nucleotides. It is a transcript of the gene DSE3, whose product is annotated as Dse3p. The record is from RefSeq and is a predicted model, not a curated record. The transcript has a single exon. The coding region runs from base 1 to 1218 and encodes 405 amino acids. NCBI's taxonomy places the organism in Eukaryota, Fungi, Ascomycota, Saccharomycetes, Saccharomycetales, Saccharomycetaceae.
AUGCCGAGGAAAUUCUUGGGCCAAAGACUGAGCGCCGGCACUGACUUUGUGAGGCCUGCGUCUCUGAACUUGACAGAACUCGAUCUUGAUGAGAUCCCAGACGUACCGCAGGGGACUUCGCUCGACAACCGUGAACUCGGUAGCUAUCCAGCUGAGGAUGUGAGAUGCCGACGGCUCUCUCGUCCUUUUGGAGGAACCCUGAGACUCAAAAAAAGGCUCAGUUCCGUGCCAGAGCUGCUACUUCGCGAUCUUGGAAGACUAGAGCAGAAAACAGGCGUCAAGCUAGCUCAGAACUCAAACACAACAUCAGAAAGACCAGCUAGGAGGAGCGCUCCUCCAUGUUCGGCACCACGGUGGACAAAAGACCAACGCGGCAAGAAUCUAGUUACGGCUGCCAAGAGGAGACCAACAUCAUCGACUUCAAAUCACCAGUCAUACGUGCCGUCGCCUCUUGCCGGCCCACCAUCUAUGGGGCGAGGUCAGACACUCGAGACGUUUCCAGUAACUGCAGUGCAGAUUCAGUUCACACCAGAACGACCUUCGCAUAAUCGCCAAAAAUCAGAUGGAGAGCUUUUGUUCGAGGAAAUUAUAAAAGCAUAUGCCAAUGCGCCCGAAAGAGAGGGCCCGGAGCCCUUGGCGCUCAAGGCAGAGAUGCAGAGCUCUUUAGGGAAGCAUUUUGUACAUGACAGCGCUUCAAGGACCUUCGGACAGGUUAAAAAGCAGCCCUUGGGGUUCUUUGGCACAGUGGUGAAGGAAGAAGAGCUGAGCGGUAUCGAGGGGCCAAAGCAUACACGAAGGCUCAGUCCGCCAUCCCUGCCAGUUGCGCUUGACGCAACCCUUCCUGGCGUCGAAUACUCCGGCUCGAGCUCCUCCGAUCCCUCAAGCUCGGGCGAAGAGUUCUCAGAUCUUGGCAGCAUAUUAGAAAGCUUGAAGGCUAGCCCGCGAGGAGCUCGCUCGAGCGACGAAGAAGAAAACUACUUUUCAGCUGACGAUCUCCUGUCGAGCCCAACGAAGGUCAACCUUCCCACUGCGCGUAGCGCCAGAUGCUCGCUUCGGCAAGUCCGCACUAGUCAGGUCACUCCGGUAGUGCUCGAUUUUGAUGAGCUUGUUUCGGCCUCAGAAGACGAAGGUGAAGGUAGCGACGCUAUCUCUCAAUUACAAGAAGAGCUCGAUGACCUGGGGAUCAUGGACACUUCCAGUAGCAUUUAUGAUUCAUGA